AUGCCCAGGCCGGCUUCUUCCUCCUCUUCUACAACACCGCUGCUCAUCCGCUCUUCACCCGCCCUGGGAACCGGUUCCUACGGUGCUCUACCGGACCUCUCCAGCAGUCCCGAAUCCCCUCCAAAGUCACCGACUGCUUCGAAACGGAAAAAGGGAAAGACCAGGAGUCGUCUUCGAAAUCUUUUUACCUCGUCUGAUAAUCCUUCUUCGAAUGGAGUUGUUACCGAAGCCGAACAUUCUGCUGCUGCAGGUGCCGCCGAAACAGCAGAAGACCACUCCCACACGACACCCGCAAUCAUCGACAUGAGACGACGGUCCUCCACCGACGAACAAGACCCUGGCGUCAAGCUGGCCAAGGUUCGACCUGUUACUAGCUCUGCCGGUUAUAGUGCUUUCCAUGGCGAAACCGCUGGUAGCUCUUCAACCGCUGUUUUUCCUUUCCCAGAAUCCGAUUCCAGCUCCACCGCGACAGAUUAUGACGCCGGACAAGUCCAUCCGCUGCAGGACAGCGAUGCCGAUGUCGAUACCGACGACGACGACGAAGGUCUCGCCUUCAACCCUCAUGCGAACUCUCCCUAUGCACAGGUGCGAGCUUCUGUACCGAAUACCGACGAUACUUCUCUCUCAAUAAGCACACCCCGUAUGUGGACCCUCGCCAUCCUCUUCUCUGUCGUCGGAUCCUCUACAAACCUCUUCUUCUCCCUUCGCUACCCAUCCGUUAGCAUCACGCCAUUCAUCGCCCUUCUUCUUGCCCACCCACUCGGUCGGAUAUGGGAUCUGUGUUUCCCGGAAAUAGUCAGUGCCACCACAAUUUACGGCAAGCUCAUGAGAUGGCUCGGCCAAGGUCGCUGGAACAAAAAGGAACAUGCCUGCGUCUACAUCAGCUCCAAUGUGAGCUUUGGCUUCGCAUUCGCUACAGAUGUCAUUGUGUCACAAAAUCACUUUUAUAAGCAGCCUACUCCGAUCUUGUAUCAGAUACUUUUGACGCUGUCCACCCAAUUCUUGGGUUAUACAUUCGCCGGAUUGACUAGACAAUGGCUGGUAUACCCAUCGAGUAUGAUAUGGCCGGUGACACUGCAGUCUACCGCCAUGUUUACUACCCUACACGAUAGAUCCGAGGGAGAGGAAGAAGUAAAAGGGUGGGAGAAGUGGGGUAGAUGGAAGUUUUUCAUGACUGUCCUUGGAGGCAGUGUGGCAUGGUACUUCUUUCCGGGCUUUAUCUGGCCCGGGUUGAGCUACUUCAAUAUCGGAACUUGGGCAAAGCCCGACAGUGUCGUCCUUGCUAAUUUGUUUGGAACAUCGACUGGUCUUGGCUUAAUCCCAAUUACCUUCGAUUGGGCGCAGAUGUCGUACAUCGGUUCGCCCAUCAUCACCCCCCUCUGGGCGGCGACCAACGUCCUUAUCGGGCUUAUCGCCGUCAUGUGGAUCUUGGCACCCAUUCUAUACUACUCCAACGUCUUUUUCUCCUCCUAUAUGCCUAUAUUAUCAUCUUCUGUAUACGAUAACACCGGCGGCUUCUACGACGUUCAAAAGGUCUUGACCCAGGAUUUCAUGUUUGACGAGGCCGGCUAUAAAUCCUACUCGAAGGUAUUUCUACCGAUCACCUACGUUCUCAGCUAUGCCCUGCAAUUCGCCGCGAUGACUGCGUUGGUUACCCAUACGACAAUCUGGCACGGCAAAGAUAUCUGGAAACAAGGCAAAAGAGCGCUGAAGAUCGGAUCGAUCACUAAAACUGAGACGACCGGGACUUAUCAGCGACUUAAGACUUCUUCCGGGAAAAGGAUUGAGAGCGAAGAUGAUUUGAAUGAUGAAGAGUGGGCGGAUAUUGUCGGAGACGAGGAUGUGCAUGUCAGGCUGAUGAAGAAGUACCCAGAAGCACCAACAAGCUGGUACCUGGCGACCGGUGUCGUGACGACGCUCGUGGGGAUGUGGUUAGUUGAGGCGUAUGAAGUCCAUCUACCGUGGUAUGGUCUACUGCUCGCCUUGUUCAUGUGCACCAUCUUCUUCGUCCCUGUCGGCAUCGUUAUGGCUAUUACCAAUCAACAAUCUUCAAUAUUUUUAAUCUGCCAGAUGGUCGCCGGCUAUGUAUUUGCAGGCCGUGGUAUCGCAAACAUGGUGUUCGUCACAUAUGGAUACAUCACUUCUACGCAAGGCCUCAAAUUCGCCUCCGACUUGAAACUUGGUCAAUACGUCAAGAUCCCCCCGAGAAUGCUGUUUACGGUUCAAAUGGUCGCUACCGCUGUUGGAAGCUUGACACAAAUCGGAGUGCUGAAUUGGAUGUUCGGUAGUAUCCCGGGGAUAUGUACACCUGAAGCCCUCAGCGGGUUUACAUGCCCGCUCGCGAGGGUCCAUUUUAAUGGUAGUGUGCUAUGGGGUGUGGUCGGACCUUCUCGAUUCUUUGGAGCGGGAGAGCUAUACAACCCACUCGUGUGGGCGUUCGCAAUCGGUCUCAUUGCUCCGAUUAUAGUUUGGGCGUACGGGAGAUACACUGGUGUCAACGUUAAGCGCGUUAGUUUGCCAGUAGUAUUCGGAAGCCUGAGUUGGAUCCCGCCAGCCACCGGGUUGAACUUCUCGACGUGGUGCUUGGUAUGUUAUGCGGUGAACGGGUGGAUCAAGAAGCACAGGGGUGACUGGUGGAGGAAGUAUAGGAUGGUUCUGAGUGCGGCCUUGGAUACCGGAUUGGCGGUUGGAGUUGGGGUAGUGUUUUUUGCGAUCGUAUGGCCGCAGUGGGAUUGGGUGAAGAAUUGGAGCUGGUGGGGUACGGAGAUUUAUAAGCAAGGGUGCGAUUGGAAGGGGUGUGCAUUGAUGAAUGUGGCGCCUGGAGAGACGUUUGGACCGGAUCGGUGGUAG
This is a messenger RNA of Orbilia oligospora ATCC 24927, 2850 nucleotides long. RefSeq lists its product as uncharacterized. The transcript has 5 exons. Gene Ontology annotation, molecular function: oligopeptide transmembrane transporter activity. The record is from RefSeq and is a predicted model, not a curated record. Gene Ontology annotation, biological process: transmembrane transport. Lineage: Eukaryota; Fungi; Ascomycota; Orbiliomycetes; Orbiliales; Orbiliaceae. The coding region runs from base 1 to 2850 and encodes 949 amino acids.